This is a messenger RNA of Rotaria sp. Silwood2, 879 nucleotides long. The record is from the annotation of a GenBank genome assembly. NCBI's taxonomy places the organism in Eukaryota, Metazoa, Rotifera, Eurotatoria, Philodinida, Philodinidae.
AUGGAUCGGGUUUAUAUCGUUACCACCAUCGGUGGACUGUUUGGUGGUCUUCCUACUAUUCUUCGUCUUCUGGUUCCGAUUGUUGCAAAACUUUUCCAUUCGAUUAUCUUUCGUCAACGUCGGCGUCGAUCAAAUAUCCAUGAUCGAGAGCUUGACCGUCAUAAAGGUAAACAACCGUCUCAUAGUGAGCAGGAAAAAUGUUUAGUAAGUGUCCGAAAGAGAAAAUUGUCGCACAUCUUCAAAUCAUUUCUUUGAGAUUUUUUUACUACAAGGAAUUUUUUUAUCUGACGGACAGAAGAUUAUGCCUAUUAUGGUGUGAGAAAUGGUCGAUACUGCUGCCUUGUAUUUUGGAACAAAAAGCAUUUCAUGGAAUGCCGAGAAAAACAAAAUUUGAAUUGGGAUGGAAUCGUUUUUAUAAGGAUUUCGAACAGAUUUGAAAUCUCAAAAUCCUUCGACAAUUACAAAGUUUGAGGUGAAUAAGGUCAAAAGAAUAUGUUGGCAUGUGUUUUAUGAUUGUCGAGGACACUAAAAAGUGAAGAUUCAUUUUUUCAUGGUAGACUUCAGUACUUCUUCUAUAAAACCUAACAGAGAAGGAAUAUAUGAAUAAAUUUGCUACCCAACCAUUCAAAACUUCUCUUUUCAUGAUGCAGGCUUGAUAGAUUCGAAUUCGAAAUCAUAACAAUGCAAUGCAUACACUUUAUUUUUGAUGAAAACAUUUUCAUAAUAGAAUGAUUGCUUUUUUUUUAUGAUUUCAUAGAUAUCUUAGAUUGGCUCAACAGCUUAAGAACUCAAGACGGAUUGGAAGCUGGCGCAUGACUUGACUAGACCGGGUACGCUCCAGACCACUGUGCGAAUUGUACAGUUGUCAACAUACUGACA